AUGGGUGCUUUUGUGAAGACAAUCGACGCCAUACUCUUUGUGAUGUUUGCUAUAACGGCAGUGAACGCGGUGCUGAUAGACGUCCAGUUGUGUCUGCCAGCUAGCUUCUUCCCAAGCUCGCUGGCGGAGCUCAAAAACUGGUACGUACGUGAGUUCGACGAUUAUCUUGGCAAAGAGAAGCCUCAUUUCUUCGUUGGCCUCAUCUGGGUUGAGCUCGUAUUCCAGUGGCCUCUUCUGGUCGCCAACUUGUAUGGGAUUUGGGCUGCUAAACCCUGGUACAACACGACCUGCUUGGCCUAUGGCGCCUCUUUCUUCUCCACCAUGGGCGCUAUAUUAGCAGAGCUCAUAGGGUCAGGCAAGGCAUCUAAUAAAAUGUUAAAGUUGUACUACCCUGCUAUGGGGUUUGCUCUCCUGGCCAUCCUGCGGGGGCUGCUCCCUCCUCCGUCCGCCACCACUUCUUCAACCAGUGGCAGAGGAACAACCAAAAGGGUGGGCCCACCAAAGAAUAAGAAGAUGAUUUAG
This is a messenger RNA of Prunus armeniaca (apricot), 522 nucleotides long. The record is from the annotation of a GenBank genome assembly. NCBI's taxonomy places the organism in Eukaryota, Viridiplantae, Streptophyta, Magnoliopsida, Rosales, Rosaceae.